Suillus paluster is the source of this 1188-nucleotide messenger RNA. RefSeq lists its product as uncharacterized. The record is from RefSeq and is a predicted model, not a curated record. Lineage: Eukaryota; Fungi; Basidiomycota; Agaricomycetes; Boletales; Suillaceae. Bases 1 to 1188 code for a protein of 395 amino acids. The transcript is spliced from 10 exons.
AUGUAUGAAGGCUGGCAAGUGAAAAUACAAGUCUCAAUACAACCUGCCAGACCCUACAGAAUAUCAUUGUUAAUAUCCGAGGUUCACACUUCAUCCGGCACCAAUGGCAACGAUGAACAAAAGCCACCCCUCCUUCUCAAUGGAACAAUCGAAGAAGCCUGUGAUCACAAGCUCGAUCAGAUCAAAUUUCCGUCAGUGAAGUCUUGGACCAAAAAGGGAUGGCAGGAACAAUACCCUCUGAGCACAUCAGCUGUUCCUGGUUCCUCUUCAAAAAAAUCAGCAUGUGGAUCCAGACAGAUGGCGCAAGGUAUUAAUGUGUCGACUUACCUCCAGGACAAGAACGGACUUGCACCGGAAUCCAUCGGCCAAGCUUCGUUGGAUGUCCUCAAAUGGCUGGUUCACACGUUGCACAAGACCCAUAUCAAGCUUCGUCUUUGCGCCGACAACUGGAAGAUCAUGAAACUUAUGACCGACAACUACCCCCAAUGGCACAAGUAUCACACGAAGAAAAGAAGCAGCGAUCAGGUGAAGGCAGAGGCUUAUCAAGACUUAGAAGAAGAGAUCAUCUUAGACUCAAUCCUGACUGCCACUCAGAAACAGAGCUCGUCUGAACCCGACAAUGAACAUGCUAUCAAGCGAUCACGCAUGGAUUCCGAUAUCAGCGAAGAGGCUACCCAAUCAAUGACCGCAUUAUCAUGCGACGACAUCAUGCGAGAUCCUUCCCCCGACCGUGAACCUACACCUCCACCUAGUACCAACAAAGGAAAAGGGAAGGAAGUGAAUAUUUUCAGGGCAAGAAUAUAUCAAAAACCCUCUUGUACACUAGUCCCCAUACCAGAGGUCCCGUCGACUGCUGAUGCAACUUCACUUGCUGUGAAAAUGGAAGUCAUUGCAGCAACCCAGCACACCGAGCAAACAAAGAUUGCAAUCAACUGCUCGAAGCCUGAUGCCAUCAAGAAGCGUCAGCCAAGUACCAAGCCGAUGCGGGUGAGCGCAAAGAUCACUGCGUGUAACUUGUGUGCUUUUGACUGGCAAUCAAACGGCCAUCAAAAGGAACCUGUGACUGUCUUCGCAUCUUACUGGAAUGGGCUAUCUAAAACCGACAAAGAUGUGUACAAGUGCAAAGCAACAGCUCAGCUCAAAUCGUCUGGAGUUGCUGCUACCAUUCAUGAUGUGGACGAGGAGUAG